CGUCAUGCAAGCCACCGCUUGCUGUGGGUGGAGGUGCCGUUAUGCUUGCGCGUUAGGCUGCAUCCACUAACACGGCUCAGAACGGGUCUUCUUGACCAUCAACCGUUAUGCUGUCGCAAGGCAGCCUUCUUUAAAAAGAUGGCUCGACGUGCUCACUUUCUUGUCUGCUUCAAUCCAGUUUCCAGUAUCAGUUUCUGAGUGCAUCUCUUAAUUUGACAGUCCCAUCAGCCGCAUAUCCAAAAGAAAUCACAAUACUCGCACCAAGUCCACAUCGUUCUCGUUAACACCCCCCCCCCCUUCUUCCAUAGACAAUAACACUUCAGUCUCCGUACGUUACUACUCUGCCACCAAAAGUCAUGGCGACAUCCCGCGCCUGGACCUUCACAGCCCGCGGCAGCCCCCGCUCCGUCCUCUCCCUCGUCUCGCUCCCGGCACCCACCCUCCCGCCGGCGUCUUCCCUCCUCGCCAAAGCGAAAUCCGUACCUGACGCCGACGACGGUAACGAAUGGCUCCUCGUCAAAGUCGCCUAUGCGGCGCUAAAUCUGGGUAGUCGACUCUACAUCACCAUGCUCCCCGCCGUCGCCCGCGCGAAGACGGCUGUCCCGGAGCUCGACUUGAGCGGGACCGUUGCCGGUGUGUGGGGCCCCGGGACCGGGCCUGGCUCUGCUUCCGGCCCAAACAGCGUAAUGACAACACACAACAGCCGGUUCGCCAAGGGCGACCGCAUCGCAGCCUUUAUCCCCGUGUCUUAUGGCUGGCCGACCGGGACCGGCGCCCUAGCCGAACACGUCGUCCUCCCCGCGCGCUACGCCGUGCCCGUGCCUUCCCACGUCCCGCUCCGGGACGCCAGCAGCGUGCUGACGGCCGGGUGCACCGCCGCAGUGACUCUGCGCGCUGCGGCAAUGAAGAAGGGGGAUAGGGUUCUCAUCAAUGGGGCUAGCGGUGGCAUCGGGUCUCUCGCGGUGCAGAUGGCCCGCGCAGCCGUCGGACCCGAGGGGUACGUCGUCGGCGUGUGUUCGGGACGCAAUGCCGAGAUGGUUCGGGGCCUGGGCGCCGACGAGGUCGUGGAUUACACCUCUUCUUCGUCCCCCGUGUCCAAGACUCUGCGGCAGAGGUUUGGUAAGGAGGGGAAGCAGUUCGAUGCGGUUGCGGAUUGUAUCGGCGUGCAGGACAUUUAUGCGAACUGCGCAGAGUACCUCGUACCCCGGGGGGUUUAUGCCGCAGUCGGGAUCAAGCCCGCGACGAACUCGUAUGGUGGAUUUGUGAAGGCGGUCUGGCACAUGCAGAUGAACGCCCUCUGGCCCCUUGCGACUUGGUUGGGCGGCACAGGCAGACGGUGGGCGGCGACGACCAUGAUGGACCCUGGCAAGGCGCUGAUGGAGGAGGUUGUGGGUAUGCUGGCGGACGGGAGGAUCAAGGCCGUCUUUGAGAGGGAGGUCGGGUUCGAGGAGGUUGUGGAUGGGUACGAGAUCGUCGGGAGCGGGAGGGCGAGGGGUAAGGUCGUCGUCAAGGUCAAUGGUGAGUGA
Messenger RNA from Colletotrichum destructivum, 1526 nucleotides. Its product is annotated as Putative quinone oxidoreductase/zeta-crystallin, GroES-like superfamily. Gene Ontology annotation, cellular component: mitochondrion. Bases 357 to 1526 code for a protein of 389 amino acids. The record is from RefSeq and is a predicted model, not a curated record. Gene Ontology annotation, molecular function: oxidoreductase activity; zinc ion binding. The transcript has a single exon. NCBI's taxonomy places the organism in Eukaryota, Fungi, Ascomycota, Sordariomycetes, Glomerellales, Glomerellaceae.